Messenger RNA from Blepharisma stoltei, 261 nucleotides. The record is from the annotation of a GenBank genome assembly. NCBI's taxonomy places the organism in Eukaryota, Ciliophora, Heterotrichea, Heterotrichida, Blepharismidae.
AUGGAAGAAAUAGGUCGGACCUAUUCACCUGAGAAAAAGCUGUUCUGGUUAUAUAAUCAGAAAUUGUGCAGUAUCAGAGAUCGAUCAGACAGUAUUGAUUCCAAAAAUGACAUGUUAUCCUGAGACCAAGAACUCUGAUGAAGUGCUUGGUGAUGAAAAAAAUUUUUUGAUGAAGACGAAUUUGGGUGUGAGGAUUGGGAAGAUGAAGAAAUUGAGAAAGAGGAUGGAGAAGAAAGCGGAUUAGCUGAAAAGGUUUAUUAA